UAUGUUCUGUGUCCUUACAUCUCAUAUUACAGAUGAAGAAUCCAGAGAACAUGUGACCAGUCUCUCUGUCUUUGUUGGUUUGACAUUGUGUCGUUAGAGUCUCUUUAAAUUCCUCUAAACCCACUGAAUUAACGUGCGCUCUUCAUCUGAGAGAUACGGUGCACGCCCCUUUAAUCAACACGCACUAACUCUGAUUAAGUUAACACCGACUCAACUGACCCACAUCUGAACCACCGUCGUACCGUUUAACACAGAUCGAGGCAGUCAGGGUUUGUCAACCCCGACUUUACCUGAGAACCUGAGUUCAACCACAGGAGGUUCAACUCUCUCUGUAGUAUAGGCCUCUGGUGUGUCAGUGUUGUUGUUGUGAGAGACAGAUUAGAACUGUGAGGAGCAGAGGUAGAGCCUACAUUUCCCAUAAUGCACUUGGACAGCAGGGUGGGGCACUGAUACAGAGUACUGGACAUAACACACUCUGUCACACAGAGACGAUGAUGAGACUUGAUGAAGCUCUGGGUCAGAGUCCAGAGCUGGAAUCAAUCAUUAGACCAGAUCAAUCGUUCAGAUCAAUCGUUCAGAUCAAUCGUUCAGAUCAAUCGUUCAGAUCGAGCUCUCAUCUUCUUCAUCACAGUAAAGUCUGUAGAUUAAUAUUAAACUGAAGCUGUGGUUUUGUUUGGGUCGGCCAUGUUUGUUGUUGUUGUUGUUGUUUGUGUGUGUGUGUGUGUGUGUGUGUGUGUGUGUGUGUGUGUGUGUGUUGGCAUUCCAGGCCUAUUGAUUACCCACUGCCUUAUAUAGACACAAGGAGAGAGUUCUGGCAGCUGAUUGGCUCGUUGACUGACACAUAUACACACACAGUGUAAGCAGAGCUGGGUCUGACAGCAGCUGCAGGGUGUCACUUUACAUGACCACGUGCUGCUGUCGUGGUUCAACACACAGAAACAAACUGGACCAGGACCAGGACCAGGACCAGGGUUCUGUCCAGAGGAUCCAGCUCUCAGUGUGUUUGGUUCUUUCCAUCAGUAUUUAGACUCACUGUGCAGACAGGAAUGAGUUAUUCAGAGUCCUGUCAGCUUCAGGACGAGGACUGUUUAUCUGGACCGGUCCAUGGCCCCUGACGGGUCAGAACAUGGAGGAGGUUCUGGUCUCUGUUCAGUCUGGUUAACAGCUGUCUCUGAAUCUGUGGACUGAGGGUUUGUUUUCCUCCCCUGAGCUGAAGACAGCUGUCUGAUCCUGAAUUCUGUGAGACCUGAAGCCUGUGAGACCUGAAGCCUGUGAGACCUGAAGCCUGUGAGACCUGAAGCCUGAGAGACCUGAAGCCUGCUGUCUGCUUCCUGUCUGCUGUGGAGGACACAUUUGACAGACGGACUCUGGUUGUAUUUCCUGUCUGGGGGGGGGAGGGGGGGGAGUCACUGAACGUCUGAGAGAUGUGAAGCUGAAGGAUCAGAGGAGCUGUCACUCAAACCAGGACCACACCCCCUACCCCCACCACCAGCCAAUCAGCACGCAGCCUGAGGACCAUCAUGCAUCUGAAGUCGUAUCCGAAGCUCGUGCGCUCAGAGUUGUGUUUGGAUGCAUCCAGUGUUCAGACGUCCUCCCAGCAGAGCAGUCUGUUUGUGAGCCAGCAGGGGACGCUGCUGAGGACCUGCAGCAGUAACCAUGGCAACAUUAGCAGUGGCCGCCUCCCGUUCAGUGUCAUCUCCACCAACAUGCUUCGCUGCAGCAACGCAACAAACAACAACGUCAGCAGCAGCGUGUCGUCGCUGCGACUGAAGGUGUCAUCCAGCCCCGCCCUGCAGCUCCUCCCCCCACCGCUGGGCUGCGAGAACGUCACGCUCAGGAUGUACCAGACCGCCACCGAGGACUCUGACACCCCGCUGGACAUCUGGACCGUCAUCAAGCCCGGACACGUCCGCGAGAAGAUCGCCAUCUUCGCCUCAGAGGGAGGACGGACAGAUGGAGCUGGAGGCGGCGAGCACUCGAACAGGACGCCAUCGAUGUGUACGAACCACAGUGCCAUGCCUGGACUAACUCGAGCAGUGAAGGCGAAGGGGAGCUGGGAGGAGAACUGCAGCGCUAAACGACGCCGCAGGUCUGGAAACAACCAGAACCAGAACCUCCAGCAGGACCAGAGGAACCAAGUCCUGGACGCCCAGCAACACACCCAGAAACCGUCUCCACAGCGCUCAGACUCGACUCAGAGCUCAUGUGACAGGUGGAGGGGGAGCGAGGUGGUGACAGCGGAGGAGGAGGAGGAGCAGAAGGUGUCGGUGGUGGAGAUGGUGGCGUUCCUGGAGCAGAGGGCGAGCGAGCAGCAACUUGACUGCAAACCUCUGCUUGCUCUCCAGAGGAGCUCCACCACCAUCACGCUGUCCAGAGCCCCGCCCCCCGAGGUCAGGGGGGAGGAGCCGGAGAGCGUCAGGGUGUCGGACAUGGUGGCCAAGCUGGAGUCGGAGUGUCUGAGGAGGAGGACGGAGGGAGACCUGUCGAGGAGCAACAGUCUGAGGAGGACGGUGGGACGAGUCCUGCUCGCCGCCGGGGACCAGAGCUCUGCCCCCUCCCAUCCUACAUCAUCAGUGACAUCAUCCUCCUCAUCGUCAUCACUGCCAGGAGCUCAAAGUCCAAGUGGGACACAGACACCUGCCUCAGCUCUGACCACGCCCCCCUCACCUGAGCUGGCCACGCCCCCCUCUUCCCUCUCAGGUGAGGCUGGUGGGACUGGGGGGAGUGCUGUCACAGAGACUCAGACUGUGGCUCCGCCCCCUCUGUCAGAAGAGGCGGAGCCUCUGCCUGGCUUGUUGUUUUUGUCUUUGCCUCCUGCAGCUUCCACCCCUCCCCCCACAGACUCAGAGCCCCGCCCCCCUCACCACAGAAUGACCUUUGACCUGGAACCUUCCCCCUCACGGCCCCGCCCCCCUGCUGUCAGCUUCUCACCUGACUCCUGCAGCCAAUCAGAGAAGAUGAGGAGAAGUCAGGAGGGGGAGGUUGUCGGUGUGAGUCCCUGCUCUACCGCGGUGCCUCUGGGCCGGCGUGCCUCGGUGUCGCAGGACUUCCUGGAGAUGCGUCAGCGGCUGCAGCAGCUGCUGGAGCCGCAGCCGUACCUGGCCGUGCUGCCUCACCACCUGCUGGUGAAGAUCUUCCUGCUGCUGCCCACGCAGAGCCUCGCCGCGCUCAAGUGCACCUGCCACUACUUCAAGUUCGUCAUCGAGAACUACGGCGUGCGGCCCGCCGACUCGCUCUGGGUGUCCGACCCCCGUUACCGUGACGACCCCUGCAAACAGUGCAAGAAGCGGUACGGCCGCGGCGACGUGUCUCUGUGCCGCUGGCACCACAAACCGUACUGCCAGGCGCUGCCCUACGGCCCCGGGUACUGGAUGUGCUGCCACGGCGUCCACAGGGACGCGCCCGGCUGCAACGUGGGUCUCCAUGACAACCGCUGGGUGCCGGCCUUCCACAGCAUCAACGUGCCGAUCUACAGGAGGAGCCAUGACGACGACUGAGAGUGUGUGUGUGUUUGUGUGUGUGUGUGUGAGAAUCAGCUGCUCCCAUAAUGCAACAGCAGCUCAGAGUUUCCUUCAAAACACUGAACAGCAGCAAAUAACAAACACCUGCAGAGAUCAGUCAUUGAUCAGUCAUUGAUUUGUUGAUCAGUUAAGUUCUAAGCUUCAGAUCAGUUAACAGUUAUUUACAUCAUCGAUUGAUCUGUUGAUUAGUUUUCAGUCAACAGGUAGAGACACUUGUUCCACCCAGCUCCAGGUGACGUGGUCACAUGACUGGUUCGGUUUAUUGUAUCUGAAUUAUUAAUGACUGAAACAUUUAAUCAAUCAUCAAUAGUUGCUGAUUGAUCCAUUCAUGACUGCAGCUCAGACACGUCAGAGGGAAACUCUGACCUGUGACAGGACGGCGCCCCCUGCUGCUCAGACCUCACCUCACACUGAAACCUGAUCACAGUGAACUGACGUCCGUCUGUCUGACAUCUCGUUACGUCAGCAGCUCAUUAACAGGUAGUUUCCUCGUUAGCAGGAGGGAGGAGGAGUCCCAGCCAGGACUCCUCUUCUCCUCCUCAACAUCCACUUACUCAGUUUUACAGCUGCAGCUGAUUCUUCUUUUUAUCAAUCAAGACACUCACGUUUUCUCAGUCAGGGAAUCAGAUGUCAUCAAUGAUCAGUUUCUGAUCAGUCAGUUGAUCAGUUAAUUGAUCAUUGGCUGCAGCUCAGCUGUCGACUCUUCAUCAUGGUCUUCAUCAGGGAGAAACUCAGUCUGCUGAUGAAGACUGUGAGUUGGUUGAAAGCUACAGAACAGAGUAAGUGGAGUUUGAGCGGAGGUGAGGGGGCGUGGCUUCAGGGGCCGUGGCCUGUGUUUGUCUAGAGCAGGUGAAUUUACCUGCAUCUUGUUGUGUUUACAUUUGUACAUAAAGGUUGAAGGACAGAUUGUGUGGUGGAUUCAUGUCGUGGUUGAUGUGAGUGAUGAUCAGGAACCUGAUGUGAUGAUGAUUGUUGUUUUCAGGAGGAAGAGAGGAGGCGUGGCCUUGACUGUUCUCGGAGACGAUGCAAUAUAAAACUGUAGAGACUGUAAAAAAGAAAAUGAGGGGAGAAGAUGUGACGACCUUUGACCUUCAGAGAUGAGUGUUUUUUUAAGGUUUGCUGGAUUCUGUCGCUGCCUCUUUUCUCUCACUGAGGUUUUGCUUUAAUAAAGUGUUUUCUCAUUGGUUCUUGUUUGGGUUAAAAACAAA
This is a messenger RNA of Lates calcarifer (barramundi perch), 4729 nucleotides long. RefSeq names its product F-box protein 34 (gene fbxo34). The record is from RefSeq and is a predicted model, not a curated record. NCBI's taxonomy places the organism in Eukaryota, Metazoa, Chordata, Actinopteri, Centropomidae. The transcript is spliced from 3 exons. The coding region runs from base 1521 to 3497 and encodes 658 amino acids. Gene Ontology annotation, molecular function: protein binding.